Messenger RNA from Ylistrum balloti, 1683 nucleotides. Its product is annotated as ceramide kinase-like. The record is from RefSeq and is a predicted model, not a curated record. The transcript is spliced from 12 exons. Bases 1 to 1683 code for a protein of 560 amino acids. NCBI's taxonomy places the organism in Eukaryota, Metazoa, Mollusca, Bivalvia, Pectinida, Pectinidae. Gene Ontology annotation, molecular function: kinase activity.
AUGGCAGAAGACGACGACAAUGCGACUUUCCAGUCAACAUUAGAGAUCCACGGUGCAACUCACCAGGUCAAACUUACGCCAACACAUAUUUUCUGGGAAAACAUCUACAAUCGACAACCAGCAAAAUGUCCACAAGAGGAGCCGUUAUUCCGUCAUUUUGCCCAUUGUGUGCCAGUGAAGGAGAUUCUUUGUGUGAAUCCAACCUAUGGAAAGUCGUACACCGAUGAUUUGAACCAUGACCAACGCAGCCAUGGCUCACCUGUCUAUAUUGAGAUGCGACCUCUCAAGCCUCAGUCAUUCACCAUCAGUUAUUUCAAGCGAUCUUCUCGCUUCAAGUGGAAGGUGAAAACAAUCACAUUUACCAGCAAGGAAGCUUAUCUCUGUCAACAAUGGGUGUUCAGGAUCAGGAGUGCCAUAGAGAAACUAGGUUUGCAGAGACCAGAAAGUCUGCUAGUAUUUGUGAACCCAUUUGGAGGGAAGAGACGUGGACCAAAAAUUUAUUCCGAGAAAGUGGCACCAUUGUUUGAAAUGGCAGGCAUCCGUACUGAUGUUAUCAUUACUCAGCGCCAGAACCAUGCCAGAGACAUCAUACAGACCUAUGAUUUAUCCAGAGUGGAUGGUGUGAUAUGUGUGGGAGGGGAUGGAAUGUUUGCUGAACUACUGAACGGCCUUAUAGAUCGUAAGAACAGGGAAUUAGGACUUCCUCAGUGUAAGGACCAGGAUCCAGUUUCACCAGAUCUACGUAUAGGAGUCAUCCCAGCAGGAUCAACAGAUGCAGUUGUUUACACGACCAUCGGUAUCAAUGACCCAGUAACCUCAGCUCUCCACAUUAUUGUCGGUGACAAUAUUGGACUAGAUGUGGCGGGUGUGUACUCUGGAGAUCAGCUGAUGAGAUACAAUGUGACAAUGUUGUCCUAUGGUUACUAUGGUGAUAUGUUGAAGGACAGUGAAAAGAACAGAUGGAUGGGACCAAAGCGAUAUCAUGUUUCAGGUGUGAAGAAAUUUCUUGGUAACAAAUCUUACGAAGGGGAGGUGUCCCUACGGUUAUCUCCAAAUGCUGAUUCCAGUCCCAGGGACAAGACUGUGUGUGUUUCUGGAUGCAAUGAAUGCCGUCUUUCUCAGAUGAGAGAGGAGGACAAAGUCCCCACCAGACACAUGUCAGUUUUAUCAGACACAGAUGGCUGGCAUAGAAUACGGGGAAAGUUUAAGGUGCUGAGUAGCUUCACUAUGAGUUGUCGUAAUGCAUUAACUCCCUAUGGAAUGGCCCCAGGAGCCCAUUUAGGAGAUGGAACAACAGAUUUAAUGAUUAUAACGGAAUGCUCUAGGGCGAAAUUCUUGAAACAUUUGCUACGAUGUCAAGAUAAGAAUGCUGAUCAUUUUGACUUUGACUUUGUCCAAGUAUACCGGGUGAAAGAAUUCCGAUUCCGGAGUCUACAUGGCCAAUGUGAUGAUAUGGAGGAUGGCAAUAGGGCAGCAGGGUUAACAAGGACCAGCCAGUCCCAAGGGAAUGCUUUCAACCCAAACAUCAGUCUUUGGAAUUGUGAUGGUGAAAUCCUAGAAACCACCAACCUCGAUAUCAAAAUUCAUUGUCAAUUGAUCAAGAUAUUUGCACGUGGGAUUGAGGAAAAUGAGGCGACUGUACAGUGUCCAUCAUGCUGUACUUCAUGUGAGACGGACAGUUGA